CAGGUUGCAAUGAGAUGGUGUGGAAACCACUACCCCUGAAUCACAUCGGGCUUCAAUCACGCAACACCUGCCAGAAGAUGGCCUCCCCCGAAUGAGAAAUUAGGGUAUAUUGAAGCAUGCCGCAUGCAUGCACGUCAUCAGGGUUGUUCGAUUACAAGGGUAUAACUGUCUACCUCUCCCAAACAAACCCCUGGGACCUGCCUCCGGGCCAGCACCGAAUGAAGCGAGUGUUGCGCUGAGCCCUCGGGUCGUCAUGUCAUGCCCGAGUUCCCCGUAUCCAAAAACUGUCCUUCUCCUCCUUUACCCUCGAGAUCUGUCAAGGAAAUUCCAGGUGCUGUAGGACUGUGCCGCCGCCCAUAUCUCGGUGCGCCACGCUGCAAAUGACCAA
Parathielavia appendiculata is the source of this 388-nucleotide messenger RNA. RefSeq lists its product as uncharacterized. The transcript has a single exon. NCBI's taxonomy places the organism in Eukaryota, Fungi, Ascomycota, Sordariomycetes, Sordariales, Chaetomiaceae. The record is from RefSeq and is a predicted model, not a curated record. Bases 128 to 340 code for a protein of 70 amino acids.